AUGGAGGCAACACAAGAGUCCACUCAGCCAUGUGCUGACCCCCGCCGGAUGGGCUUGAAUAAUUCCGGACUCCACGAAACGGACCUGGCGGACAUCAUCUGUAUCCUUCAUCCCACCUCCCAUACAGCUCAUGAUGCGGUAUCGGCAACAGCACGUCAUGGCACCCAGCAUAUACUCCAGCGAGAUAUGUUGGAAUACGAAAGCUCCGAUACGGCCUCGCUGGAUGUCGCGUUGAGACUAUCAUCGGAUGUCUACGACCUGGGCACGGGGUUCUGCUUUGGCCGCAAUCGUGCUUCUUGCGACGUACUUCUUUCAGGCGACGAUGAUGCUAAACGUGUCUCCAACAAACACUUUCGCAUUUAUCUCACCGGUGACGGGAUCAUCAUGUUACAAGACACCUCGACAAACGGGACUAUCGUAGACAACUGCCGUCUGCGCAAGAGAGACAAGGACAACAACAGCCGGAUGCUGACCAACGGUUCUGUCAUUAAUUUGGUCAGUGGCACUCAAAGCUCGGAUGAAGUGCGGUUUAUCGUCCGGAUUCCAUCGCGAGAUGGAUUCAAUAUGCAGUACACACAAAACGUGCUUCGCUACUUCGAACGGGUCCAGAGACACGUCGGUGCUGUGCAGCAUAGGACGCGGCAUCUCGCCCAGACUCAGCCCGCUCUCUCGUGGUCGGCUGCCAAUACUUUUGGCAUGCAUUGGUCAGGCGGCUCGAUGUACAAUGUGACUGGUCAGAUCGGAAAGGGGGCGUUUGCAACAGUCUACAAGCUCGCCACCAAGCAGCAUGGGACGAUAUUUGCGGCCAAGGAGCUCGACAAGCGGCGUUUCAUGAAGAAUGGCAUUUUGGAUCAGAAAGUCGACAAUGAAAUGAAAAUCAUGAGAGACCUGCGACAUCCGAAUAUCGUGAAAUACAUUAAUCACUAUGAGCAUGAUCGCUGGAUCUACAUUAUCAUGGAAUAUGUUCCUGGAGGCGAGCUGUCCACAUAUCUGCAAAGCCACGGCAAAAUCCCCGAAGAAAUGGUCAGAACGAUAGCCCGUCAAAUCCUACGUGCACUUCACUAUCUCCACAAACGCCACAUCACCCACCGCGACAUCAAACCAGACAAUAUCUUGAUUGCCUCACUCGACCCGUUGAGGGUCAAGCUUUCUGACUUCGGUCUGUCUAAGGUGGUGCAAGAGGAAACAUUCCUGAAGACCUUCUGUGGCACGCUACUCUACUGUGCGCCUGAGGUGUAUCCAGACUACGAGAUGUACAGAGGCGAGUUCCGCAAAAGACGUCGAGUUGGAGAUCCGCCACCGAAAACAUCCCCCUACGGCCAGUCCGUAGACAUGUGGUCCCUCGGUGCCGUGCUCUAUCACAUUCUGUCUGGAGUUCCUCCAUACACGGGGACCGCACAAGAUCGAGGUGUACAGAUGCUGCGCACCAUCAUGACAACAGAGGCUGAUUUCAACAUCCUGCGUGAAGCCGGUGUGUCCAAAUCGGGCAUCGACUUUGUCUCACACCUCCUAAACCGCGACCCUCACUCCCGUCCGUCUGAGAAAGAGUGCUUCCAGCACCCCUGGAUUGCCAGCGUCCCGGACGUAGACGAGUAUGAUGACGAUUCCCUUCUUACUGACCUCGAGCAAGGUCUGCCAGCCAUUGGUGAAGAUGCAGAGGAAGAUCUGGAUGCCUCUCAACUGUCUAUCAACGACGAUCUCGCCUACUACACGUGGGAAGCCGACAAGGAGGGAAAUAGCAACAGCAAUGAGACCCUCGCCAAGAAACCUCGUCUUGAAUACGCCCCAUCUGAUAUUCGCUAUCCCUCUCUUCCCAACAUUGAGAGUUUCCAGGAUGAUCAAGUGGUUGCGGAGCAAAACGCAAGGCGUCUAUUUGACGAGAGCCAAACAGUCACUAUGCAGCAUGCCAGGCGGCUCUUUGGCGAAGUCACCACGUCAGCUCUGCGUAGCUCCCAUGCCCUUGGCAAUGCGGAUCCAUACACUGGGGAUGAAUUGGACCCUAACGACUUCAUUUCUUCCGGUGAGUCGUUCAGCGAAGCCCGUAGUGUCUCCUCGAUCAUUUCCCUCCCGACGAACCCAAUCGGUGGAACCGCGCCCAGCUUGAUGGGAGCGGAGAAUCUCGUUGGACGGCUGAAUAUGAAUUCUUCGCACCCUACCCUUCCUCAGACUCAGGCCGGCCCGGUUAACCAGACAUCGACGCGGAAGACCAGUCCUGCAGACCCCUUGGAGCCCGCGACUACAGAUAGCGAUAUACGCCCAGCUCAUUUUAGCGCACACGAGACAACCCCCAAAGCGCCUCAGAUCUCGCGCCGCAUAGAAAUUGCGCUUCCUGAUACGGCAAGUGAAGAAUCCAGUGUUCACAGCCGUUCACCUUCGACCACUGCGCCCCAACAACAAGCAAAGGACGGUGGCUAUGACGACGAACUCGCAGUAACCCUCGACGCUCAGACGGGGCGAGCCAUCUUGCAGCAAUUAGCUGCUCCAUCCGAACCAUCAUCUCCAAUUGUGCAUCAGCCAAGCCUCCCAUCCGCCAUUUCAGAUUCGGAGUUCACCAAGCCUCGGCCAAUCUUGGGCAGGCUGAUCAGCCUCCCGGGGUCUAUAUUUGACAUGUCCCUCCGCUUGGAAAAUCGGAUGACCUCAUGGGGCCGGGGUCCUUUGGCCACAGUAAGACAUCCAGACCCAAUGGACACGCGCAUUCCUGCGUAUGCACUAGAGUUGACCUUUUGGGCUCCCGCCCUGGAGGCGCGAAUCGCAAUGGGCCAAGAUUGGAUGCAAGUAUCGGGAGUGAUGGCGAUCCUCUCUACCAAGGCGCGCAAAGGCAUCUGGGUGAACGACGUCCCACUACGCAAGGACGAGGCUCUGAGCUACGGCAAGCUGUACACGGGCGACAUCAUCACCGUCUACCAGCACGGCGACAGGUUCCUGAAACUGCGGUGCGAAUUCUACCACGGAGAAAGCGUCUUCCCUCGGCCGGCGCAUGAAGCCGGGCUUGUGGUGCGCCAGGUGCUCACGACAAAAUACGACGGGGCUGCCAAUCGGAUGCCUGUUCGACCGGUAAAGGUGAAGGGGGGCGACGAAUAA
Penicillium lagena is the source of this 3081-nucleotide messenger RNA. Its product is annotated as CAMK family serine/threonine-protein kinase. Gene Ontology annotation, molecular function: ATP binding; protein binding; protein kinase activity. The transcript has 3 exons. The coding region runs from base 1 to 3081 and encodes 1026 amino acids. The record is from RefSeq and is a predicted model, not a curated record. Gene Ontology annotation, cellular component: spindle microtubule; spindle midzone; spindle pole centrosome. Lineage: Eukaryota; Fungi; Ascomycota; Eurotiomycetes; Eurotiales; Aspergillaceae. Gene Ontology annotation, biological process: mitotic spindle organization; protein phosphorylation; regulation of cytokinesis.